Messenger RNA from Microtus oregoni (creeping vole), 1941 nucleotides. RefSeq names its product inducible T cell costimulator ligand (gene Icoslg). The record is from RefSeq and is a predicted model, not a curated record. The transcript has 4 exons. Lineage: Eukaryota; Metazoa; Chordata; Mammalia; Rodentia; Cricetidae. The coding region runs from base 148 to 993 and encodes 281 amino acids.
UUACAGUUGCCGGCGAAGUUUCCGCAGCCCCAGAUCUCCGCGCCCCAAGUCCUGGCAGCCCCAGUUCUCCGUGGCCCCCGAGGACUUUGAAACUCCCGCAGCUGCAGCCCAACGCAUCUCGAGGUCCUGCACCUCUACGCGCCCACCAUGCUGCUGAAGUGCCACUAUCUCCCGUCCUUGGGAACCAGCCAGCCUGUGUGGAAGAAGCACCGUCUUCUUUCAGGAGGGUUCUUUUCCAGUCCGGGUCUGCUCCUGCUGCUCCUCAGCAGCCUGCACGCUGAGAGCGAAGUCAAAGAAAUCCACGCGAUGGUGGGCAGCGAUGUGGAGUUCGGCUGCCUUUACCCUGACAAAAACCAUUUCAGCUUGAAUGAUCUGCUGUUUGUCUAUUGGCAAAUCGAAAACCCCCAAACUGUGGUGGCCUACUACCUGUCCAAUGAGUCUACAAGGGCGCAUGCGGAUGACCGAUACAAGAACCGGGCCCAUCUGUCACUGGAACGCAUGAAGCAGGGUGACUUCUCUCUGCACCUGCAGAAUGUCACUCCCCAGGACAACCAGGAGUUCACUUGCCUGAUAUUUAAGAAUGCCAAAAAAGUCUUACAUGAGACAGUCAGGCUGCACGUGGCAGCGAACUUCAGCACACCCGUCAUCAGCACCUCUGGUCCCGUCACCCCAGACCAGGAGGGACUCACCCUCACCUGCAUAUCCAGGAAUGGCUACCCCAAGCCCAACCUGUACUGGAUCAACCGGACGGACAACAGCCUGAUAGACGAGGCUCUGCAGAAUAACACUGUCUCCUUGAACGAGUGGGGUCUAUAUGAUGUCAUCAGCACCUUGACGGUCCCAUGGGUGGCUCAUGUGAACGUUAGCUGUUCUAUAGAGAAUGUGGUUCUCCACCAGAACCUCACUAGCAUCAGCCAGGCAGGUGAGGCCCAGGCUGGGGUACAGGGACUCAGCGGGCAUCCAGGUCGUGGGAUAGGAGAGGCCCAGUCAUGAACAGACUCCUUACAGAGAGUGGCAAUGAGGGACUCUUGCUUUCUGCAGGCAGGGGUAGAGAGUCCUUCUCUGGGUUGUCAUAGUAACCUUUACUCACUGUCCAAGCAAAUGAUUAGCAUGGCUAUCACCCACAGCAGAUGUUUCUUGUGCUCUUUAGCCAGUGAGGCUGUGCAGAACCUGGUGCACCUCAGGAGCCAGAGAUCUUGACCAGGAUGGAGGGCCAUACCGGGGCACUCCCCCACAUUCUCUGCCUUUGAACAUGUGCCCCCCCUCAGGGCAUUCAGCUGGGCUUAGCUGCUGACUGCAUCCUCUAUAAACCACAAAGACAUGAAUGACCCUCCCCAGAGACCUUAGUCAUCCCAGUCCAGAACCAAGGCAGUCCCCAGAUAUUAGAAGAGUGAUUCUGUUCAUAGGAAGUGUCGCAAUUAGGUGGUCCAUGGAGGGAGAAGACAGGUGAGAAGAGGCCAGAAGCUGGGGUGCAGUGGGGUGAGGAGGAGUGCUGGUACUACAUUGGCAUCCUCAGUGCUGUUGAAUUGACACAGAGUGGGUACCUAUGUAUUGUGCAAAUGUCAAAGGAGAGAUUGUAUUUCUUUCAUACCCCACCCUUGCAAGCCCAGGGAUAAAUAUUUCAUUUGUAUUUUAAUAAAUAAAGCUUGCUUGAAGACCAGAGAGUAAAAACAGCCACACUGGUCAGCCUUACAGACCAGGCAGUGGUGACACACACCUUUAAUCCCAGUAGCCAUAAUGACACACACCUUUAAUCCAAGUAGCCACAAUAGAUUGCCAUAGAAACCAGGUGGCAGUGGUGCUCACCUUUAAUUAUAAGACAGGAGGAGACCCCUCAGCAGUCUUACUCUGAGCUUUCCUGGAGGCAGGGUCAUCGUUUUAGACUGAGGUCGAGGAAGAGCCAGUGGCUGGCUGCUUUGCUUUUCUGGUCUUCAGGAUAAA